This is a messenger RNA of Zonotrichia leucophrys gambelii, 789 nucleotides long. RefSeq names its product cathepsin G-like. Gene Ontology annotation, molecular function: serine-type endopeptidase activity. Gene Ontology annotation, biological process: proteolysis. The record is from RefSeq and is a predicted model, not a curated record. Bases 1 to 789 code for a protein of 262 amino acids. NCBI's taxonomy places the organism in Eukaryota, Metazoa, Chordata, Aves, Passeriformes, Passerellidae. The transcript has 5 exons.
AUGCUGCUGCUCCUUCUGCUCACAAAUGCUUUUGUCCUUCUGCCCUGGGCUGGGGCUGGAAGGAUCAUUGGUGGAAGGAAAGUUAAAGCCCACUCCAGACCCUAUAUGGCUUUUUUAGAAAUUCAAGGUGAUCCAAAAAAUUAUUCCUGUGGAGGGUUCCUGAUUCGCCCAGACGCAGUGCUCUCAGCAGCUCACUGUGUGGAUAUAAAAGGGAUAGAGAAUGUCACUGUGAUUCUGGGAGCCCACAACAGAAAGAGCCGAGAACAGAGUCAGCAAAAGAUCCGUGUGAGACAAUGGGUCAUCCAUCCUCAAUAUUGCCCUGAUGACUUCAAAAAUGACAUUGUGCUGCUGAAGCUGAAGAAAAAUGCUGUCAUCAACAAGAAUGUGAAGUUGAUCUCCAUUGCCAAGAAAAAUGAACGUGUGGGAGAAGGAGCUAAAUGUAAUGUGCCUGGCUGGGGACGGACAUCUCUGAAAUCAUUGGUGAGCGAUGUCUUGAUGGAGGUGGACCUGGAGGUGCAAAAUGAGAAAAGAUGUCAAUUUUCCGGUGACUACGAGCGCCAGUCUAUGAUCUGUGUUGGUGAUAAAUACAGUGAAAAAGCAGCUUACGAGGGUGAUUCUGGUGGCCCAUUAGUCUGCAAUAAGAAGGCUCAUGGCAUUUUUUCUCAUAUGUAUGAUGACAGCCUCUUCCCUGAGGUAUUCACCAGGAUCUCGCACUUUGAGCCCUGGAUCCGAAAGCAGCUGAAGAAGUUUUCACUCAACAUAAUACCUUGCUUUCCAUUCUCUGACUAA